CUGGUCACUUUUGCAUCAAAGAUUUGGUUCUUAAUUUGAACAUCAAACUACUAUACCCUAUGCCAAAUAUGAGUGAGUCGAGUGCUGAGAGCGAUAAUGGAGAAAGUUCGUUGGUACUAGCCGAGUCCAUAGCUCCAACAGAAGACGAUGUGCUAAAUAUAUACCAGAAUGUGUCCAAAUUGGUCAAUAUUGAAAGGCAUUUGAAUAUGUUGUAUCGACCGUUUACUUGCUUUGCCAGCACAAAGACCCAGUACAACUUGAUGGAAUUGGAGAUUCUUCUGGUCAACGCCAAGUAUGAUCCGGACAGGCACCUGGCUUUGUUAGUGAACCGCUUUCACCCAGUGAGCAGUCUGAAGAUUUACGCCAACGGGAACAUCUACUGCCACGGCUUCAGCAGGGAGAGUGCACGCAGGGGUCUUGUCGAGAUGGUGCACGUCCUGCAGGACUCGGGCUACAGUCCGUCGCUGCGCCACAUGAAGUUCAACGUAGUCAACGCCACCUUUUGCGUGCCCUUCCACGUGGACCUGCGUCGUCUCUACCAGUGCCACUCUGCCUACAGCCAGUAUAACCCUACGAAGCAGCCGUUUGUGACUUACCGACUGCCGAACACCCUGAUCAAGUUUGCAAUUUUCCCUUCUGGCUACGUUUAUGUGAUGUACGCCUCCAUGCCCAGACACACCAAGCUGGCCAUCGGACACAUUCUGCCCAUCCUGUAUCUCUACAAAGCCUCGCCAUCCCAUCAAGGCGACAUCGAGCUCUGCCGCGGUGACGUCAACUUCCAGGUGCUCUGGGAGAAGGAGUUCCAGAGGGAGGACGACUUCUCCAUCGAGUGGUAAACAACGCAUAAUGACCCCCACCUGGUUCCCACGAUGUUUAGUUUGUAAAUAAACUUUAAUU
Messenger RNA from Drosophila bipectinata, 897 nucleotides. Lineage: Eukaryota; Metazoa; Arthropoda; Insecta; Diptera; Drosophilidae. The record is from RefSeq and is a predicted model, not a curated record.